AUGAACCGCAACCUAUUUGUUGUUCUACUUGUCACAAUGCUAGCUAUGCAAGUAGCAUCACAGUGGGGAUAUGGAUACGGCUAUCCGUACGGAGGCUACUACGGAGGAUAUGGUUAUCCAUACGGGGGAUACGGUUACGGUUACCCAUAUCGGGGAUAUGGAUACAGUCCUCUGAGAGGAGCACUUCGUGGAGCUCUUAUCGGUGGUAUGAUGGGAGCAAUGAUGGGAAAGAAGUGA
Messenger RNA from Necator americanus (New World hookworm), 237 nucleotides. RefSeq lists its product as uncharacterized. Bases 1 to 237 code for a protein of 78 amino acids. The transcript has 2 exons. NCBI's taxonomy places the organism in Eukaryota, Metazoa, Nematoda, Chromadorea, Rhabditida, Ancylostomatidae. The record is from RefSeq and is a predicted model, not a curated record.